AUGAUCGGCGGAACGCUUGCACACAUGAUCGGCCUCAAGGAGCUGGGCGAUGUGGUGCUGUUCGACAUUGCCGACGGGAUCCCGCAGGGCAAGGGGCUCGACAUCGCCGAAUCCGCCCCGGUCGACGGCUUCGACGCAAAGUAUGUCGGUGCCAACUCCUACGAGGCGAUCAAGGGUGCCGAUGUCUGCAUCGUCACCGCCGGCGUGCCCCGCAAGCCGGGUAUGAGCCGCGACGAUCUGCUCGGCAUAAACCUCAAGGUGAUGGAGCAGGUGGGCGCAGGCAUAAAGAAAUAUGCACCCGAUGCGUUCGUGAUCUGCAUCACCAACCCGCUCGACGCGAUGGUCUGGGCAUUGCAGCAGUUCUCGGGCCUGCCCAAGAACAAGGUAUGCGGCAUGGCCGGCGUGCUCGAUUCGGCGCGCUUCCGCCACUUCCUGGCCGAGGAGUUCGACGUCUCGGUCGAGGAUGUCACCGGGUUCGUGCUUGGCGGCCAUGGCGACACCAUGGUGCCGCUGACCCGCUAUUCGACCGUUGCCGGCAUUCCGCUGCCCGACCUUGUGAAGAUGGGCUGGACCACCAAGGAAAAGCUCGACGCUAUCGUCCAGCGCACGCGUGACGGCGGCGCGGAGAUUGUCGGCCUUCUGAAGACCGGUUCGGCCUAUUACGCGCCCGCCUCGUCGGCGAUCGCGAUGGCCGAGAGCUAUCUGAAGGACAAGAAACGCGUCCUGCCCUGUGCCGCCCAUCUGAACGGCCAAUAUGGCGUCAAGAACAUGUAUGUCGGCGUGCCGACCGUGAUCGGCGCCGGGGGCGUCGAGCGCAUCAUCGAGAUCGAUCUGAACAAGACCGAGCAGAAGAUGUUCGACAAGUCGGUGGCGUCGGUGGCGGGUCUGUGCGAGGCCUGCGAGCAACAUCGGGGGCAGAACGGGCCACGGCACGCGGCAGCGUUGCUGCUCGCUGGCGUGUGGCUUCUGGCGGCAGGCCAUGCGCACGCCGCCGAAAGCGUCUACACCACGCUCGAUCUCGAUGCCUGUGCGGUGCUGGACCAGGAUGACGAGUCCGGCGGCAUUUCGCUGCAAUGCGACGGGCUGCCGGGCCAUCCGGUCUUCGCAUCGGAGGGCGAUUUGCGCUUCGAUGUCGAUUAUGGCGUGCCCAACGACCGGUGGGAGAGCUUCGGCCCGUUUAAUUCGGUCGGCGAGACUGUCGAAUGGCGUGUCGCGGACGGCGAGCCGCAUGCCGCGAUCCUGCGCUUUUUCAUCGAUACGGGCAUGACGGGCGGGCCGGAAGACAAGGGGCAAGCGCUGGUCGUCUCGCGGGUCGGCACCGAAGCUGUGCCGGGCUGCGUCGUUGCCGUCAUCGACGCCAAGGUCGAACAGGCCAAUGGCGUGGCGCGCGGUGCGGCCGCCAUGGCGACCCGUUUCGCCUGCGGUACCGACAUGCCGGCCGCCAUCGGGCCCGAGGACAGUUUCGCCCGCAGCUUCAAUUCCAUCGUGCCGGAAGGCCAAUGA
Molecule: messenger RNA, 1503 nt
Organism: Effrenium voratum
Lineage: Eukaryota; Dinophyceae; Suessiales; Symbiodiniaceae
Source: the annotation of a GenBank genome assembly